Messenger RNA from Calidris pugnax (ruff), 2458 nucleotides. RefSeq names its product potassium channel tetramerization domain containing 17 (gene KCTD17). Lineage: Eukaryota; Metazoa; Chordata; Aves; Charadriiformes; Scolopacidae. The coding region runs from base 277 to 1353 and encodes 358 amino acids. Gene Ontology annotation, cellular component: Cul3-RING ubiquitin ligase complex; cytoplasm. Gene Ontology annotation, biological process: proteasome-mediated ubiquitin-dependent protein catabolic process; protein homooligomerization. The transcript is spliced from 6 exons. Gene Ontology annotation, molecular function: cullin family protein binding. The record is from RefSeq and is a predicted model, not a curated record.
AAGUGCUGCCCGGCCCUUGGUUUAGGGGAAGAGGGAAGAGGGGAGAAGGCAGGGAGGUCAGCGCUGCGGAGCUCUGGUUUUGCCCACUCCUGGUAUCCUCCAGCACAGAGCAUCCUUCCUCCCCUCGGGACCCUCUUGGCGGUCCCAGGGAGGACUUUGGCCCCCGGGAAACACGGCUGCUGCGGAGGGAAAAGGCAGAUAAACUACAAAUCCCGGCAUUCCCCGGCAAGCAGCACCUGCGGCAGUCCCUGCACGCCGGCGGGGAACGGGGUGAGGAUGAGGAUGGAGGGCGGGGAGGAGAUGCAGGGUGCCGCGGGGCUACGCCGUACCCGGGGCAUCCCGCAGCCCGCUGGCACCCAGGCCAAGUGGGUGAAGCUCAAUGUGGGGGGCACCGUCUUCCUCACCACCAGGCAGACGCUGUGCCGGGAGCAGAAAUCUUUCCUGUGUCGCUUGUGCCAGGGCGAGGAGCUGCAGUCGGACCGGGAUGAGACUGGUGCAUACCUAAUAGACCGGGACCCCACUUACUUUGGACCCAUCCUGAAUUUCCUCCGUCAUGGGAAGCUGGUCCUGGAUAAAGAUAUGGCUGAAGAGGGGGUCCUAGAAGAAGCUGAGUUCUAUAACAUUGGUCCUUUAAUCCAAAUAAUCAAGGAUCGACUGGAGGAGAAGGACUACACAGUAACUCAGGUGCCUCCUAAGCAUGUCUACCGUGUGCUACAGUGCCAGGAAGAAGAGCUCACUCAGAUGGUUUCCACUAUGUCAGAUGGAUGGCGCUUUGAGCAGCUUGUGAACAUUGGCUCAUCCUAUAACUAUGGGAAUGAGGAUCAGACAGAGUUCCUGUGCGUGGUCUCCAAAGAGCUGUACAACUCCUCCAAUGGCUUGAGCUGUGAGCCCAGCCUCAAAGCCAAGCAGGCCCUACGGCUCCGGACCCGGAGGCUCUGGCAGCAGAAAAGAGAUUGCAGCUGGGAGAAAGGAAGAGGGGUGGAAAUGAAUGCAAAGCAGGCAGGGGGUGGCACGGGGAAGGGGGGAAGUCUGCCACGUGUCUGCCUGACACGCAAGCCAGAUCUCUUCUCCAGACUGCCGCCCGCAGCUCCUUUGCCUGCCAGCCUGAGAGCGGUUUGCAGAGAGCAGGCUGUUAUUUUCCCCUCCCUGUUCUCGCUUCCCUGGGCUUUUCCCCCCGCCGCCUCUGCCAGGGUGAGAGAGCACUGGGAGAGGGUGGCGAAGACGAAGUGGACGUGGCUGGUCCCCACUCCAGAUGUUCUCGCAGCUGCGUGCGAAAUGAGCCCCUGUGCUGUGCCUGCUGCUCGGGGAGGCUGCCUGGCUGGCGUGCCUGGGGCUGGGUACAGAGCGCUUUAGGAGCAGGGAAACUGUGGGGCUCUUGUUAAACCAGAGAUGCUCAGUGCAACUCUCCAUCCUGGUGGAGAGCACUUGUUAGCUGGCUGACAUUUCUCUCUUUCUCUGUUCAAGAGCCUCCUUGUCCGUGGCUGUGAGACCCGAGUGCUAUUUUCUUAAAAGUCACUGUAUGUUAAUCACGCAGGCUUUUCCUUCCUUUUUCUCUGUUCUCCCACACUCAGUCCUCAACUUUUUUCUUUUUCUUCUGUUCUCAUUUCUGCUGUCAUUCCCAUUUUCCUGUUUUUUACCCUCCCUUCCACACUCAAAUCGCUUUUUUUUUCCUGCUGUUGAUUUUGUUUCUCUCUUUCUCUCUCCUUCUCUAGCUGUUACAAGCCAGAGGUCUGAGGAUGUGAUCCUAACACUCCACUCCGGCCUUUUAAUUUCUGGUUUAUAUCUUUAUUUUUGUACUGCAGUGUAUGGCAGCCCCUUGCCCCCCAGUGACACUCCCUGCUCCCCUUCCAAUUUUCACAAGCAGCCCUUCUUUUUUACAAACGCAGCUCGGAGGAGGGCUGAGCCCCAGCCCUAGAGGAGGGCAGAUGCUCCAAGGAGGAGGGCUGUUGUAGGAGCUGGAGUGGGAGCCCAGGCCCCCUGCCAUGCCGAGCAGCCAUGCCUUUCCUUAAUGUCACAGUGGCCCCUGCUGGGGACAUCAGCGAUCAGCCACUGCGGUCCCUUCCCUAACACCCUGGUUGCCACUGGGGCCCCGAGGUGGUGGCAGCUGCUGUGGGACCAGUCCUCACCCUUUUGCUCUUGCAGGCAGCUGGUCUGGGCUUGUGGCCAGAGGGCAAAUGCAAAGCCACUGCCCUUUUGUGGGCCACCUGCACUGCUUGCGGGGUGUCCCUGUGCUGGCUGGCACGCUCCUUGGUGCCUCCCGCCUUCUCCCCCCAAAACAUCCCUGUGUCGGCAGAGUGAGGAGGAGACAAACGUGCUGCCCGGGUACCAGGAACACGCUGGCACCUGAUGGAUGUCUGCUAGUGCCAGGAGAUCCCUGGCCCAGGGAGCCAGGCGUUUGCUUCUCUGCUAUGUCUGAGGGCACCAGGUUGUAACUCCUGAAUAAAAUUCACGGUCUGUU